AUGGUGGACCGCACUUUGCGCCGCAUUGAAGCGUGUUUGGCUGAGCGACCUCAGGCGGAUAAAAAGUUGAAGGAAACAACGGCGCGGAAGCGAUUGAUUUAUCAUUUUUCGCAAUCCGCGUCUCGCGAACGCCCUCUUUUAGCGCGUUCUAACUCUUCCGAGGUGGGAAUCUACCCCAACCGGUCGGAGGCCAUUAGGGUUUUUAGCGAGCGCGCGAUGUCCCAGCAGAUGGGGCUUCGGAAUUUCAAGCAUGUUUUCAAUCCGGAGCCCGAGAAAGAAAUGCAAAUGAUCGGGCUCAGUCUAUUUAGCGUCCCGGCCUAUCAUUUUGGGUUUAUAGAGGAUCCUCGGCGGGAUUCGAUUUGGUGCCAUUCGUUUGAUCCCUGGCAGUCAUUUUGUGUGGUGCUGGCCAACCCGCUGGAGAUUGGCGAGGGGGGCGAGAAGGAGGUUCCACGCGACGAAUUUGAUGACGAGGGGUCGAUGGAAACACAUAUUAUGGCCGGGGUGGCCUCGGUUAUGGCCGCGGGCCUAUCCAUUAUUUCGUUUCACCCUCAUGAGGUUCAGGCAUGGCAUCAGCAGCGCCAUCGAGCGGGCUGCUUGUACGCGAUGCGCUCAUUGAGGGCAUUACGGGAUUCCUUGCGGGAGCGGCUGAACAUGCGGACUCAUCACACCCUACGAAGUGUCUUUGCCAAAGUCCGGCAGCUGGUUAAACGUGGGGAACUCGUGCAGGCUGCACGGGCCGCCGAUGACCUUCAAUUUCAUCCUUUACAUGCCCCGGAUGUGUUUUUGCCGGUCGAUUACGAGCUCACAUGCCACUUUAUCGUUCUUUUACCCUUUAUUUUUAUGGUAUUCGUCAGUGCAUCCUUUGAAUUAAAGAAGUAUCGCCUUAAACGGAAAUGUAAAAAGGUAGGUUGCGAUGGAUAA
Molecule: messenger RNA, 921 nt
Organism: Phytomonas sp. Hart1
Lineage: Eukaryota; Euglenozoa; Kinetoplastea; Trypanosomatida; Trypanosomatidae
Source: the annotation of a GenBank genome assembly